Messenger RNA from Oikopleura dioica, 846 nucleotides. NCBI's taxonomy places the organism in Eukaryota, Metazoa, Chordata, Appendicularia, Copelata, Oikopleuridae. The record is from the annotation of a GenBank genome assembly.
AUGGGGUGCAUAGCCUGGUCUAGGCAUCCCGAAUCUCGUGUCGAGGGAUACGUGGAGUUCCAUGCCAUGCUAAUUGCUGCAGGAAUCCAUUCGCUCCUGCUCUUUUUUGAAAUACUCGUUUGCCUAAAGCUGGAAACAAAUUUCUUGCCAGACGAAUAUGGUUGGGUAGUUUGCUUUUUCCCAGUCUUGGUGCUUUGCCCGCUCUCCGUUGCAGCGUGUAUCUGGGGCUUCAAGCAUGACCGCUCUCUUGAGCUCGAGACAGUAAUUUCUUCCAAUGUUCUACUUUUCAUUUUCAUCGCGCUGAAGCUUGACAACGUUAUUGAUUGGCAGUGGAAAGCAGUUUUUAUUCCGCUCUGGGUUGUUAUGUGCCUCCCAGGAAUUGUCGCACUUUAUUACGUCAUCUGGGCACUGCUAUUCCUCCGUCAACCCCAAUACACUUCCGAUCGAAAAACUUCAUUAACAUAUGCAACUAUCUGGCUUUUAGUAGUUAUUCCUUUGAUUGCUUUUGAGGUGCUACUCUCGUUCCGACUGGACGGGGACGCCCAGCUCGAGUACAUGAGCAUCUUCACCCCGCUGCAUGUUUGUUUGUUCACACUUAUGUUGACGUCCUGCGGUGGACGCGGCGGGAAUCGAUGGUGGUGUGGCAUGCGCUCUGACUUCUGCACUGCGCUUUUGAGAACUUGUUCCUGCCUUACUCUCUACGGGAACAUCUAUGUUGGCGAAAAAGAUGACUCUUCAACAUCAGAUGCUUCAUCAGAUCACGAUCCACGAGAAGAGCUGUUUCUUCGCGAUCCACGAACAUUUGACGUGAACUAUUCCAUUAUCAAAAUCAACGUUCCAGAUUAA